AUGUCGAUCUCAUCAGUAGACGUUUCAUCCCUCAAGCAGAGAUACGAGAAGGCGGGUCAGUCCCACCUCUUCGCCUUCUGGGACAAACUCAACGCCGACGAGCAGGCACAGCUCGCGCAGCAGCUCGACGAGCUCGACGUCGAACGUGUCAACCAGGUCUUCCAAACCGCCAUCAAGGCUGACGAGGAGGCUCGCGCUGGCAAGUCGCACGAUGUGCAGCCCCCACCGCCGUCGUCGGUGGUCAACACAAUCCAGGGCGAGGCUGAUCCCGCCACGGUCGAGCACUUCCGCACCGUCGGCCUCGAUGCCAUCGCUCGCGGCCAGGUCGGCGUGCUCUUGAUGGCCGGAGGCCAGGGUACCCGUCUCGGCUCCACGGCUCCCAAGGGCUGCUACGACAUCGGCCUUCCUUCCCACAAGAGCCUUUUCCAGAUCCAGGCCGAGCGCAUCCUCAGGCUGCAGCACCUUGCCGCUCAGCAUGCCCGCGGCUCUCCUUCCGGCUCUUCAGACGGCUCCAGCGCUUCGGUCGUGAUUCCAUGGUAUAUCAUGACCUCGGGCCCCACCCGCCGCGACACCGAGGCCUUCUUCGCAGAGCACAACUACUUUGGUCUGCAGAAGGAGGACAUCAUCUUCUUCGAGCAGGGCACGCUGCCCUGCCUCUCGCUCGAGGGCAAGAUCCUGCUCGACAGCACCAGCAGAGUGGCUACAGCCCCAGACGGCAACGGCGGCCUCUACCGCGCGCUCCGUACGCCGUACAACAAGGGCCAGCCUCAUACCGUCAUCUCGGACCUCGGAAAGCGCGGCAUCAAGUACCUCCACGCCUACGGUGUCGACAACUGCCUCGUCAAGGUCGGCGACCCCAUCUUCCUCGGCGUCUGCCUCGAGCAGGGCGUCCAGGCCGGCGUAAAGGUGGUCAAGAAGGAGAACCCCAAGGAGUCGGUCGGCGUCGUGGCGCUGCGCGACGGCAAGUUUGGCGUCGUCGAAUACUCGGAGAUCCCCGAAAGCUUGAGCGAGGCACGCGAUGCCAACGGCGAGCUCUCGUUCCGUGCGGCCAACAUCGUCAACCACUUUUACACCACCAAGUUCCUCGCCGACGACGUGCCGGCGUUCGAGCCCGAGAUGGCCUUCCACAUCGCACGCAAGAAGAUCCCCACCGUCGAUCUCGCCACGGGCAGCCCCGUCAAGCCCUCGACGCCCAACGGCAUGAAGCUCGAGCUGUUUGUCUUUGACGUCUUCCCCUUCUGCGGCGACAAGCUCGCCGUGCACGAGGUGGCCAGGCCGGAGGAGUUCAGCCCGCUCAAGAACGCAAAGGGCACCGGUGUGGAUGAUCAGGACACCUCGCGGCGCGAUCUGCUCGCUCAGCAGAGCAGGUGGCUCGCCGCUGCUGGCGCCACGGUCUCCGAUGGCACCGAGGUCGAGCUCAGCCCGCUCCUCACAUAUACCGGCGAGGGCCUCGAGAGCUUUGCCGGCAAGACCCUCUCACAGUCGGGCAACAUCGAGCCCUAG
Molecule: messenger RNA, 1503 nt
Organism: Moesziomyces antarcticus
Lineage: Eukaryota; Fungi; Basidiomycota; Ustilaginomycetes; Ustilaginales; Ustilaginaceae
Product: nucleotide-diphospho-sugar transferase
Exons: 1
Coding region: 1-1503 (500 amino acids)
Biological process (GO): UDP-N-acetylglucosamine biosynthetic process
Molecular function (GO): UDP-N-acetylglucosamine diphosphorylase activity
Source: RefSeq, a predicted model, not a curated record